AUGGAACUUUUUUGUGCACUGUGCCGUGAGAAUCCAUGCAUUUAUUGGUGCAAAGCCGAUAAAACAAGGCUUUGUUUAAAAUGCACUGAUAUUCAUGUUAGCAUCGAUUCAUAUCAUGAUGUGACUUAUAUAUUAUGCGACAGGUGCAAGAGUCCUUUGAAAAAGUUCAGAGUCUCAGAAAAUAGAACAAUUCUAUGUCUCAGUUGCCUGAAAGAAAAUUCUUACGAAGAAAAAAAAAUUGAGUGUGAUACAGGCAGGGGAACAUUAAGCAAUGAAAUCAUUGGUUCUUUAUAUAAACCCAAACCCUGGAUUCCAGGAAAUCAUUGUGUCAGUAAUGACCGAAAUAUUAUCCAAGUAUCAUCUGAAAGCAUUGAUGAUAACAAAUAUUUUGACUUGCUCAAGGUGAGCGAGAGUUACGAAGAACAUAACCUCGAAUGCUAUGUCAGUAAUGACCGAAAUAUUAUACAAGGAGUAUUAUUUGAAAGUAUUGCUGAUAACAUCCAAAAUUUUACUAUUAAUAAAUGGCAAAUAAAUAUCAGUUGCUAUGAAAAAUUGGCAAAUGUCUUAAGUUUGCAAAAUGAAGUUAUUGGAGUUUAUGGCUGCGAGGAUAAGUGUUUAGAGCUUCUCAGCAGCUAUUUGAGUGCAAGUAGGCUCAAUAAAGAUAUUUCAACGCUUAAAGAGGGGAUUGUUUUCUUUUACAAUAAAGAUUCGGGAAGGUUGGGCUUAUACUUUAAAUGCAGAGAUCCAAAUAUCUAUAUAAAUAAGCCAUAUCCACAAGAAUCAAAAGAAUUAAUUUUUGUAAGGCUACUUUUUGAUAUUUGCGGGGCUGUCAUAUGCUGCCCGUCUCAGGAAGCAUUGAGAAGCCGAUAUCCUCCAAAAAUAGAAGGAGAGCAGAAUCAUAGUUUAGAGCUUUGCGAAGGAGUGAAUAUCAAGCCUGAAGGAGAAAAUGUCGAGGUUUCCGAUACAGAAGACGCUGUUGUUAGAGUUAUUGAGAAAAUAAAUAAUAGAGACGAAUCAUCUAUUUUCCUAACAAAUUUUCACAUUUUUAGAAUAAAAAAAGUUUUUCAAGACAAAAACACUGAAACGAAAAAAAUUGAUGACUCCCCCAUUGUGAGUGAACAAAAUAAUUGGAAAAGUCCCAAGUUUUUGGGUAAAAAACCCAGCCUCCGUUUUCUGUCAGUUAAAAGAAAUUUUUUCGCUCACGAUGGAGGAGUGAGGCAAUUCAAAAAUUGUUCAAAAUAAUAAGUAAUACAAUAGAAUCCAAUGGGCUCUAUUCCUUUAUAGAAUCGAUAGAUGAUGCAAGCUGCUUUUUGACAUUUAAAAAUACAUGCGAGAGGUCUUUAAAUGAUGCAGAUGGUGUAUGCGCUUCUAUAAAAAAUUUAUAUAGAGAAGUCCUUGAUAUGAUUACAGAAAUAGCUGACAAUAAAUUCAAACAGCUUGCGGAUGAAUUAAAUUCCAAGUUUAAACGCAAAUAUAAAAUAGAAAGGGCUUCUUUAUCAAGGUUUAAUAUGAAGUUAAAAAACCUCAAUCAAGCAUUAAAGAAAUUUGAUUUUAAAAGCCUUAAAUCUAAAUCAAAAGAGCUUAAAAAGUGCAUCAGAGAAUGCUUUGAUCCUAAAAAAGACUCUUCAAAGAUAUCUCUUCAAUUUAUAAACAACUGAAAUAAAGAUCUUGAGUCCUGAUAUCUACAGCUUACAACAAGGUUAACAAAUGAUGUACUUACUAAAUCAAGAAUAAUUAUUCAUAAUUCAAUUGACUCGAAAAAGAAAUAUAUUUAUAGUUUUGAAACUUUAAAAAUAAUCCAGACUGAAACAGAAAUAUGUAUAGAGUCCACAGGUAUUGAAAAUAAGUACAUGGCUGAGGAAGAUUUUAUAAAUAUGGAAAUUAUUUCGUUUUCUGAAGAUAUGGCUUAUCUUUUACUUAGCAACAACUUUCAAACUCAGAUAGUUCAAUUUAACCCUACUCAAAAUUAUGCUUCCGAGAUCAGCAUGGUAUCUGUGAUGGAAAACGAUUUACUUAUUGCCUCAGGUUCUACCCCAAAUAUAUUUGUAGCCUUCCAAAAUAGCAUUAAAAAAGCAUAUUUUGGAGCUAUUCAGCAGAAGAAAUAUAUAACUAAAGGAACUGAACUAAAAGUGUAUAUGCAUGUGAAAGAAGUUGUAUCAGCUUGCAUUUUACCUAAAACGCCUAGAGUAUUUUUACUUAACGAAGUUGGGCGUUUAUUUUACAUGGAACUGCUUAGCUAUGACAAAUUGCUUCAUCCUGUUAAGGUCAUGCAAGCAAACCACAGUGUUGAUUUCAUCAAGUCUCAAUCUGGCGAGCGUUUUCUAGAAAUAAAAUGUUCAGAUGACGAAACUAUAUAUUUAUUAAAGACGAAAAUGGAUAUAGAACUUUAUGAUAUCAAUUUUAAUUUUUUGAAAAGAAUUCGGAUAAACUCGAUAUCUGCUGGCUUUAAGUGCCUUACUAAUAAAAUGUUUAAUACUGUCAUUACUUUUGAUUUAGAGGUAAGAUUUGAGGCGCAUAAAAUUUUAGGCGAAAGAAAGUCCAUUGAGUUAGGUCAGGCGAUUGCAAAGCCCAAAGAUAUCCCUGAAUAUCCAAUUAUUGAUGUUGUCCAUUAUUCAUUAGCGAAGUUUGGGAAAACAGUUAAUUUAGUCAACAAUGAGGAUAGCAGAAAGGAUUUUUUUAUUUACUAUGAUCAAAAUAACUUAGAAGUAGACCAAUAUAUAAGAUCUAUAGCAACUAUAAAAGAGUCAUUAAGUUAUCAAGGGGUGAUUUAUCCUGGGAAUUAUCAAAAACUUGAAGGCAUCAGUAACAGGCUGCAAAUCUCAAAAACGGAUUUAAGUUGAAUUAUAUUAACAAGGCAGCCUCUGCACUUGGCGUCUAUUCAAGAAGGAAAUUUAAUGCCUCUACAAAAUGGAUUAAAUAAUACUGAAAAUUUAAUUGAAGAGCUGGAUAGCGGGAACAGUUUUAUUGGGACUUUCGUAAAUUACAUAAAAUUGGGGCAUUUAGAAAAUCUGAUCUCUUCAGCUAGUAAUCUGAGAGUUAUAACAAUUAUAGGAAAGCAAAACUCUGGAAAAAGCUACCUGAUUAAUAUAGGGGUUUCCCUUAGAUAGCCCUGCAAGGGCUUUUGAUUAUGGGCGGAAUAGCCAACAAGUGAGUUAGUUCGACCAACUGAAAGAUUUCGCCCCAGAAUCCACAGCCCUUACAGGGCUAUCUAGGGGAAAACCCUAUAGAAUUUUUGGGACAAGAUUUGAUGUAGCCGCGCACCGUUGCACUGACGGCAUAUGGCUAUCUUUAGCCACUCUCGGUGGGAACUUAUUUCUCAUUAUUGAUUCUGAAGGCUUUUUUUCAGCAGAAAGGACAGUUCAAGAAGAAAUUAAGCUUUUCUUAUUUUUAUCAGCCAUUGCUGAUGUUACUAUUUUGAAUCAAGAUUUGGAAUUUGAUAAAAAUCUCGAAUGCCUUUUUGAUAAAUUGUCCCUUGGGAUAGAUAGGCUCAGAGGGUCUAGUCUCUUUAAAGGCAGACUCGAAGUAGCUCUUAGAGAUGCAGGAGAAAAUCAGGAUAAAGAAAUCCUAAUAGAGGGGCUUCAAAGUUAUAUAGGUCACUUGAUAAGCUUAGGUGAAGCUGAUAUUUUAUUUAAAUUAUUCAGCUGAGGGUUUACCUUCUCUUGCUACCAUAAUUAUGAAAACAAAAAAUUUGAUUCUGUAGUUGAGGAUAGUAAACUAGAAUACAUACAAAAUGUACCUAUUCUCUGAAAGUCUGGAAAAGAUUUGCUAAUGACUAUGAAGAUAGUUCUUGCACAAAUUUAUGCAGAUGACUGUGCCAGUGUUGAUGAAAGAGCAUCUCAGAUCUCAAUUGAAGCUUUGAAAAACCAUUUUAAAGAAAUAAUCAAUGAUCCAGCUAAUUCAAACCACGUCUUAAAAUCAGAAGUUCUGCUAGAUUGUAGAUUAGUAUUUUUAGGCAGGGAGAUAGAAAUUUGCAUCCGAAUAAACUCAAUUACCCUUAAUACUAAAGAGCCUUUAAAACCAUUCAUAAAAAUUCUUAAGAAGAUAACUUCCAAGGAAGAGAGAAAGUUUUACCAUAAUGACUGGUAUUCGUGCAUUGACGUACUUAUUAAAAGCUAUUUCGAUGUCUGAAGAAAAGAAAUGUUAAAUUAUAUUUAUGAAAGUCUGCCUCAGUCAACAGAAUUAAUGCAAUCCACUAAUAGCGAAAUUGUUGCAAUAAAAAGAGAUAUCGACAAAAUAGUAAGUCAGCAUUAUAAAUGCAGGAGAAAAUGCAGUCAAUGUGAAAGAUUCUGUAUAAAGAAUUUAAAUCAUAAAAGUCAAUGUGACUGCUCAACUGACCAUAAAUGCCCAUUUGAUUGUAAAGUAUGGGAAAUUUCAAAACUUUGUGCAUACGAUGCUGGCCAUAACGGAGAUCAUAAAUGCAAAGAGAAAAAAAAUCCAUGCAUGCAUAAAUGCAGAUUGUUUGAGAUUUGUAAAGAAAAAUGUAUAGAAAGCCGUAAUCAUCUUGGAGAGCACAAAUGCGGGAAAUUAAAGCACCCAUGCGGGAAAAAUUGCGAGAUGUAUGCUUAUUGUGGGAGAAAAUGUGAGAUAGAUUGCUUAAAACCUCAUAAGCUCACAAUUGUGGACAGGAAAACUGCCCAAUUCGGUGUGAAUUUCCAGAGUGUGGAAUGACUUGUGCAAGUAAAAACCAUUUUCAUUCACUUACCGAAAAUUCUAGAAAAAUACCAUCAAAGAAUAUCUUUUGUGGUAAAAAUUAAUCUUAGCAAACUUAAUAAAAUAUAUUUUAUUUUUUAUUAA
This is a messenger RNA of Blepharisma stoltei, 4794 nucleotides long. The record is from the annotation of a GenBank genome assembly. NCBI's taxonomy places the organism in Eukaryota, Ciliophora, Heterotrichea, Heterotrichida, Blepharismidae.